ACGCACACGGCCGAAGCUCUCAGCUCGUCCUCCCCUCUCUCUGCGCCCUCUGUCUCUCCCCCUAGCACGCGGAGAGGCGGGAGAGAGAAAGCGAGAGGCGACUAGGCGAGGGAGGUGGGGGAUCAUCAGGAGGCUUUUGUUUGGUCGAGAGACCACAAACUCCACCACGGCCCAAUCACCGAACCUCUGCCUUCUUUAAGCGCGCUCCCCUCCCCUCCCCUCCCCUCCCACGGUGGAGGCCGAAUCACCUCCUCUCUGCCUCCCUCGACCCACUUUGGCAUCUGCCGGACCGGGAUCGAUACCGCCGCCACGCAUAAAUACCGCCUCCCCUGCCACUGCCACUCCCCCUCUCCUCUCCUCUCCUCCGCGCCCCGACUACUCCCUCUCUUCCGUGGCUUUGCCUGAGAAACGCGGGUGGAAUCUUGGUCGGCUGAGCCUGAGAGAGAUGAUGAAGCAGGAGUCGUGGAUGGAGGUGCUGCCGGUGCCGCCGGCGCCCUACUUCGCCGGCCAGGCAGGCGGCUGGUUUUUGCAGGACCAGCGGGGCGGCGGCGGCGGCGGGGCGUGGUCGCCGGCAGAGAACAAGCUGUUUGAGGAGGCGCUCGCGCGUGUCGACGGGGACGCGCCGGACCGGUGGGAGCGGGUGGCGGCGCUGCUUCCCGGCAAGACGGUGGCCGACGUCAUGAGGCAGUACGACGACCUCGAGAACGACGUCUGCUUCAUCGAGGCGGGCCUCGUCCCCUUCCCCCACUACAACGCCAACGCCGGCGGCGCCGGCUCCCCGGCCUCCGAGUUCACCCUGGACUGGGACGGCGGCGGCGACCUGGCGUUCAAGCGCUCCUGCUACAUGGCGGCCGGCAACGGCAAGCGCGGGCGCGGCUCGGACCAGGAGCGCAAGAAGGGCGUGCCCUGGACAGAGGAGGAGCACAAGCUGUUCUUGAUGGGCCUGAAGAAGUACGGGCGAGGGGACUGGCGGAACAUCUCGCGCAACUACGUGACCAGCCGGACGCCGACGCAGGUGGCCAGCCACGCGCAGAAGUACUUCAUCCGGCUCAACUCCGGCGGCAAGGACAAGCGCCGCUCCAGCAUCCACGACAUCACCACCGUCAACAUUCCCGACGACGACCACGCCAGCAACACCAACCCCUCGCCGUCGCCGCCCUCCGCGCUCACCGCCACCUCCUCCCCCCCGGAGCAGUUCGGCGCGCUCGUGGACAGCAAGCCGCCUCCUCUCGGCGGGCACCACCACUUCAUGCCCCAUCUCUACGGCAGCGUGAAACUGGAGGCCAGCAAUAACGGCUACCACGGCGACUCUGUUCUGAUGCAGAUGCAAUGCGGCCAGCUCCAGCCUCUCGGUUGACCAGCGGUUCCUUGGAGCAGCAGCAGCCCAGCCGCCAUCGGAGAAAGCUGCCUCGUCGUCGGGCGUGCACGAGGAAGGAGAACCACCCAGCGUCGCACGUGCUCUUGGUCCCAGAUCAUCCAUGCAGGAACACACUGGACGGACGGACGGACGGAGAGGGAGCACGAGAUGAGGAUGAGCGGCAAGGCAGCAGGAUGGAUACGGCAUUUCUUCUGUGUACAUAACGCCACGCCCACGGUGAAAUAAUUAGCAAUAUUCCUCUCUAUUAUUUGCUAGGACGUCCUAUUUGCUACUCCCGAGCCAUGGGAGACGCACUGGGAGCACUUGAGUUUGGGAAGCACACUAGCACAGGAGUACUGUACUACUAGCUAGACGCUGUGAUUACACCUGCCCGAGUUUUUCUUUUUUAUUUACUGUACUUUUGAUGUAUUUGGUCAGCUAGUUAGUGUCAUGCAUGUGGUAGUAUUUGGACAGCAGCAGCAUACCGUAUGGUGUUCUUCUUUUCCCUUGUUGUAACGUGUUGAUCUUUUGAUUUGGGGGUAUUAGCAUUGCUCACCCU
This is a messenger RNA of Triticum aestivum (bread wheat), 1916 nucleotides long. Its product is annotated as transcription factor DIVARICATA. Gene Ontology annotation, molecular function: DNA binding. Lineage: Eukaryota; Viridiplantae; Streptophyta; Magnoliopsida; Poales; Poaceae. Bases 446 to 1357 code for a protein of 303 amino acids. The transcript has 2 exons. The record is from RefSeq and is a predicted model, not a curated record.